GUCACGAGUCUAGGCCACGCAGCGAAGGCGACAAGCUUCGCAUUCACGAUUCACGAUUGUGAUUUCUUCCUUCACCCAUUCUUCGACCCAGCCGUUCUGCCCCUUGGACCUCAACAUCCACUACGCACCACAGCCUUGAUCAAGCUGCAAAGAUCAUAGACUGAACGCUGCAGUUUUGAGUCUGCACCACGAUCUGGUCUCCCGCCCUUCGGCAGCACCCAAGACCGGAUCGACAAUCUUCGCGAGCGCGAGCAGCAAGAUCCGGACGUCAGCCGCGCUGAUGAAGAGGUGCAGAGGUGGUGGAUAGCACUGCGACGGCGCUGCCUUUCACGAGCACCAACAAAAUCUCCUCCAUCUUUUCCUUUCAACCUCGGCCACCUUCGUCAUGUUCUCCAGCCUCAUUUCUGCGCCGUGUGAGAUCAAGCUUCAUCUCUUGUCCAACCUCGUAUUUCUGCGUCCACCUACCACCGCAUCUUCCGACACUGCCCCUCCUACCGCGACAGAUGAGAUAGUACGAGGACUGGUGGAGCUCUACGUCCCACACGCUCGGCACAUUCAAGGCAUCAAGGUCAAGCUCAAAGCCGUUCAAACCGUAGCCAUCUUGCCAGACUUUCGCGAACUCAACUCCCUCGCUGGACAUGCACCGCUAGGAUGGGAGGACACGGUGCUGAUGGAGAAGAGUGUGCAGAUUGGCUUUGCAGGUCCGAGCAGCGGCGCAGGUGGGAAUGCGAGGAGCGUCAGCAGAAGGAGAGAUGCAUCAGUCGCGCCAGCCGGUGCGACCAUUGCCGAGGCGGACGAGCCUCGUGGUCGCACGGCAGCCAGGAGCAGACGAGCAAGCCCGGUGGUGAGCCUCAGCAGGAGAGCCAGUCCAGUUCGGCAAGGAUCGGGAGAUGUCUCGGCUUCCGAGGAUAAUGCUGCUUCUCAACAUUCGCACCAUCACAACGCGCUGGGUGGCUUGGGAGCCGCUUUCGUCAGAGCAGUCUCGCGCGGUAGACCAGGUAGUCGGCCGAAUAGUCGACCGCCCUCUCAACCACCCAGCAGACCCAGCUCUAGACCCGCAAGUCGCGCCGCUAGUCCAAUCAUGGGCUUCUCUCCAGCCUUGAGUCCUAGCGCCAACACCGCCACGCCCAACUCGCCGAUUCCCAGUCCGACUCGUAGCAUGCCUGCCGUGCGUCCAAACGAGAGCGGUGUGACGCCGAGGCAUAGCGUCUCCUUUGAGCACCGUGGAUCAGAGUCGGUCACACCGAUUGGCGACGACGAGGCUCCUUCGUACUUUGCCGCCUGCGACGGAGAUGCACGAGGCCGAUCGUCCUUGUCCGCCACGGCGGAACGCGUGUCAUCGAUGUCGAUGGAUCCGCACAAUCCUUCCGCAAGUGGACCCUCGACUCCUAGCUCGCCCGCCGAACAUGUACCAGCCCGAGGUCGGGGUGGUCUGGGUGCCGCACGUACUGGCCAAGCGAUGACAGCGUCGAGUCCAAGCCAUGAAGAGCACGGUAGCUCGCGGGCUUCACGCCUGGGACCUGGACGAGGAGGGGUCGGCUCGGCUUCUGCAGCUGUAUCAGGAUCUAGAAGCGCAAGCGUGGGCUGGCCUUUCGGCAGAGCAGCUAGAUCAGCCUCUCGAGGAGCUGGUCUGAGAGGCGCAGCUAGAAGCUCUAGCACUGCUCCGGCUAGGAAUGGAGGCAGAACCCCUAGCGCCGACCCAACUUUGGCUCAUAGAGAGGAAGACGAUGAAAAGGAGGGUAUUUGGUUGGAGAAAGGCGUUCAUGGCUUCGAGUUUGCCUUUAUCAUACCCGCCGAUUCCCCGCCUUACGAGCGCAGUCCAUACGGACGGGUGCGCUACACUAUCAAAGGUUCCGCGUACGGGGCUGGUAGAGCGAAGAGCAGUGUCGAAGGCUGGAGAGACACGUUCCCCGUAGUAAAUCCUGCUCCUGAUGGUGGGCCUACGCCGCUCAUGGUGCUGUACAAUGAUGUGCAUCCUACUCUUGGCGUGGUCUCCAUCGCCUGCACCUCCAAUAACAUCAGCGUUGGGGGCAUCUUCAACAUCGACAUUCACUCGCCGACACCGCCGCGAGAGCUGCUGGUCUAUCUUGUGCGCGUGUCGCUGGAAACGACUGUCGAAGUGCGCACCAGACGCAAAGGCGUGCAAAAAGCGCCUUUGCACAAGCACAAACUUUGGGAGAAGGGUUGGGUACCACCAAGACCGAAAGAUCCUCAUGGUCCAGGUGACGGAAAGAAGAGCGAAGGGUUGGUGAGAGAUCCGAAUCGAGUCGGAUCGGGAGCUGAAGACGCAUGGUCUGUUCAAGGUGUCGCUCGAAUGCCUCACGAUAAUCAGACGAGAGCAAGCACCGUGGCGGGCUCCAAGAGCAGCAUCCGAUAUACGCAUCAGCUACUGGUCGAGGUUGUGCAUAGUCGAGACGCGUUUGCGCCAGAACACGAAAGAAAGCUCAAAGUCUUUGCGCUCAGACAGCCAGUGCUUCUGCCCAGCUGCUGCGUCGCGUUUGACAGCGUGCUUCUUCCGCAGUACUCUGCGCAGGAUCCGAGCGCAAGGAGCGCUACGAUGCCCUACGACUUGGCCUUGCAGCACGAACACCUUCAAAGCGCCUCUGCCAAUUCGGUCAUGAUCGGAGCUGGUGCACCUCAACAUUCUCAGCCUGGCUCUUGGUUGAAUACGGCUCUGCCUGCGACUGGAGAAGGGCACGAUGCGUGCGUGUGCGGUCUGAGCACCGAGGACUUGGCGGAGAGGGAAAGACAGAUGAUACCGCCCGCACCCAGCGGUGGGUAUCGAUACUCGAUCGAUGCGCCUGUAGGCCAAUUGCGCUCGCACGGCAAGAUCGGAGAGCUGCCUGAAAGCAAUGGAGGAUUGGCUCGAAGUCCUAGCAGGAGCAGUAUCAGAUCGGGCAGAAGCAUCAGCAGAUCCAUCUCUCGCAGCAUCAGUAGAGCCAGAGCUCCCAGCCAAGGAAGCGCUCAUCGUAUUGCCGCCUCCAACGGCGAGGCGGACGGCUCGACCAGCGAAGGCGUCAUUAGAGCAAUGAGGAGAGGUUCUCUACCUCCACCCCUCGACGGGGAGCAAGACGGAACGACUGCAGCGCGUAGGACCAGCUCGGCCAUCUCCAAUGGCAGCGGCGAACCCGGCACAGGCAUCGCCUCUUCUUCCUCACAGGGCGCUCGAACUGAUCUGCCACCCCCACCCACUUACGCAUCGCUGCGACAUGCCAGUGGCGAGUCAGGAACGCGCGAGCCAAGCGGCGACGCUGGACAGUGAUGUGUCAAGUCGUAAGCGCAGACGCGCUUGCAUUGCAAUGACAGGAAUAAAUGUCACCCUCCGAAGAAAAUAAAACAAGGAUGA
Molecule: messenger RNA, 3346 nt
Organism: Ceraceosorus guamensis
Lineage: Eukaryota; Fungi; Basidiomycota; Exobasidiomycetes; Ceraceosorales; Ceraceosoraceae
Exons: 5
Coding region: 386-3262 (958 amino acids)
Source: RefSeq, a predicted model, not a curated record